Penicillium expansum is the source of this 1884-nucleotide messenger RNA. RefSeq lists its product as uncharacterized. The transcript has 7 exons. The coding region runs from base 1 to 1884 and encodes 627 amino acids. Lineage: Eukaryota; Fungi; Ascomycota; Eurotiomycetes; Eurotiales; Aspergillaceae. Gene Ontology annotation, molecular function: phosphorelay response regulator activity; sequence-specific DNA binding; DNA-binding transcription factor activity. Gene Ontology annotation, biological process: regulation of DNA-templated transcription; phosphorelay signal transduction system. The record is from RefSeq and is a predicted model, not a curated record.
AUGGACGGUGGCCAGACCUCUUCCAAUCCCGCCCCCGCUGGGAACUCCAGUGAUUUUGUACGCAAGCUGUACAAAAUGCUGGAGGACCCAACCUAUGCGUCGAUCGUACGCUGGGGCGAUGAAGGCGAUUCCUUUGUGGUAUUGGAGUGCGAGAAAUUCACCAAAACCAUCCUACCGAAGCACUUUAAACACAGCAACUUUGCCAGUUUUGUACGCCAACUGAAUAAAUAUGACUUCCACAAGGUUCGACAAAACAAUGAAGAAAAUGGCCAGUCGCCAUAUGGGCAGAAUGCAUGGGAAUUCAAGCACCCGGAGUUCCGCGCAAACAGCAAAGAAUCGCUAGACAACAUUCGAAGAAAGGCACCCGCGCCACGAAAACAAACCCAACCCACCGACGAGUCCGUACCCACGCAACAAAUCGAUCUUCUUAACCAGCAGAUUGUGGCGCAACAGCAGCAGAUCCAACAUCUAUCAGACCGAUAUGCCCAGCUCACGGUGGAUCACCAGCUCAUGCUACAGGAAGUCAUGCGAGUGCAGAAGACGGUUUUAAACCACGAGAAUGUCAUUCACCAGGUGAUGACCUACUUGCUUUCGGUGGAUGCGCGCCAGCGUCGAGACAGCAAGGCUGUGACAUUCCAAGCGCCCGGAACGACAAUGAGCCCUUCGCAGGUUGGUACUGUGGAUGACGAACCCUCGUCGCCCCUCCAACAAGCCUCAAAGCUCUUGAACGACAUGAACGCCGAACUGCAAUUCAAUAUGAACGGUGUCGACUCGAUGAACGAUCCUCAGAAGGCCGUCGUUUCAACUCCUUCCUUGGAUCCGAAUGCGCGAAAUGGUUCGCUCCGUCCCACAACAACUGCACCACCAAACCCAGCACUCGUUUACCCCAAGAUGACCGGCGAUCUGGAGCAAGUGGUCUAUCCCGUCGGUGCCACAAACGGCAUCGAUCCCAUGUAUAGCGAGCAUAUCAACAAUGUUCCGUACCCAAUGCCCGCCAAGCAGGAGAUCGAUACCUCAGAUGCUCGUCGGCAGUUUCCCGACAACCGGAAAAAGAGCACAAAUGUGGACCCUGGUUGGGUGCGCAGCCCGCAGAUCCUCUUGGUUGAGGACGAUGCCACUUGUCGACAGAUUGGCGGCAAAUUCCUGUACUCUUUCUCGUGUGUUAUUGAUACCGCGUUUGACGGCUUGGAGGCUGUGAACAAAAUCCAAGGUGGCUCAAAAUACGAUUUAAUUCUGAUGGACAUCAUUAUGCCGAAUUUGGACGGUGUAUCGGCAUGCCAUCUUAUUCGCCAAUUUGAUCGCACCCCUAUCAUUGCCAUGACCUCGAACAUCCGAAGCGACGACAUCCAGCUCUAUUUCCAGCAUGGAAUGGAUGAUGUUCUUCCGAAACCAUUCACCCGCAAGAGUCUCCUCGAUAUGCUUGAGAGACACUUGGAUCAUCUCAAGAUUUCACCACAGAACCCAGGAAUGGAGCCAGUCCGACCUUCCGCAGCCGCUGUGACCAUGGCAGCUGCAACUCAAAGUUCAGCAAACCAGUCGAUCAAAGAAGACAGCUCUCCAGGCCAGUCGCCCGCUGGAUCAAUGACUAACUGGCAAUCGCCUAGCCAAUUCCAAAACAUGCAGGCUGUUCCACCGAAUAUGCCAGCAGUUCAAGGGCCAUACGUUACAGCUCCACCAGCCGCCUACACUGUUGACCAGAACGGCGUCCAGUACCCAGCAGCACCAGUAGGAGUCCCAACUGGGGGCGCUCCUAUUCGUCCCCCGCAUCGCCGUCAAAUCUCCGAAAUGGGCAAUGCGGCCGAUAACCCCAACAUGCCAAAACGGCAGCGCAUGUACUCCCAACCUCAACCAAUGCUUGCCGUGCAAGCUGGCCGACCUGGCUAA